Molecule: messenger RNA, 525 nt
Organism: Fusarium oxysporum Fo47
Lineage: Eukaryota; Fungi; Ascomycota; Sordariomycetes; Hypocreales; Nectriaceae
Exons: 1
Coding region: 1-525 (174 amino acids)
Source: RefSeq, a predicted model, not a curated record
AUGGCACGAAAUCAACACCUACUCACUCGCACUCCGCAGGCGACCCACAGCAACUCAUCCCCCCUCAUCGAAAUGGCUGUCUCCCCCGAAGUCGCUGCUAUUAUCCAGCGCAAGAAGGCGCAAUACUGUCACUUCGCCGAUUCUAAUCAAUGGGACCGCUUCGACAGCAUCAUGCUACCCAAUGCGAGCUUUAUCUUUCACAAUCCAGACGGCAGUGUGAUCACGAAGGGAGAGAUUGAGUACUCAUGGUCUUCGACGAAGGACUGGGUAGCGUUCUUCGAGAAUGAGUUCAAGACGAUGCAAACGAUUCACAUUGUCGGACCAGCAGAGAUGGAGCAGAUUGCGCCUGAUGAGAUUAAAGCUAUCUGGGCGGUUACAUACCAUGCUGGGACGAAGGAGCAUGAGGGAGGUGUUCAUGGAACGGGCGGUGGACAUUAUCAUGAGACGUGGAAGAAGGUUGGGGAUGAUUGGUUUAUGGAGAGCUUGAGAAUGGAGAGGCUUUACUGGAAGGUACUGAGCGUUUAA